Messenger RNA from Drosophila ananassae, 1818 nucleotides. RefSeq lists its product as uncharacterized. Bases 117 to 1736 code for a protein of 539 amino acids. The record is from RefSeq and is a predicted model, not a curated record. The transcript is spliced from 4 exons. Lineage: Eukaryota; Metazoa; Arthropoda; Insecta; Diptera; Drosophilidae.
AACUGUCUGUUUUAUUUCAAAUCGUAGCUUUUACUUACAAUUUUCAGAUAUAUUUUUCACAAGGAGAUUAUUAUAAACAAGAUCCUGCCAAAGAUUGGCAGCAAACGAGUACUUCGAUGGACAAGCACAUGGAUUAUCGCGGCGAGCUACGACAGCAUUUCUUUGGAUCCAAUAAUAUUUCACAGGUCAAUUCCCGAACCUAUAUACCAAAGAAAAAUAGUGGAAAUAAUCAUUCGCAGUUUAUGGAUCAUUCGAAGUACCAAGAAAAUCGCAAAUGUCCUCAUAAUCGUGGGUCGGGAUUAAAUCAAGGACAUUCCCCAGUUAAAAGAAACAACCAUUAUCAAAAAUUGCUAAAUGAUAAUGAGCAAAUACCAGGAAAUGCCAGACGAUCGGGGGUUCAAAUGGAAUUGCCACCAAAUCGACGAAGCGGCCACUAUAUUGAUCUUUCCAAGUAUGAAGAACCCAAUUAUUAUCCUCAUAAUCAUGGGACUAAAAUGCCACAAAAGCAGAAGACUUGUCAGAGAAGUCAUUACACUCAAAAUAAUAUCUCUCAGAUGCAAUACAACUCAAGGGCAGAGUAUCCAACCAGUCCUAGGUAUAAAAGCAAUCCAAUCUCUAAGAUCGCUUAUCAAUAUGAUAAUAAUGUCCAGAAACCGAUGGCUAGUUUCGAUAAUGGCGGCUGUGGAGCAGGAGGGGAUGUGGCGGAUUGUAUAAUUUAUAAAAAUUCUGCUUUUGGAACUACCACUUCCAGUAAGAGCGAGCAUGCCGAUGAUGAGGCUGAAAAGGACACUCCAUUGAAUCGUUACGCCGUAAAGACUCGCAAAAAGAAAAGUUUCAACUUUAUCGACUCGGCGCGAGCCCAUUGCCAGGAGGUCAACGAAAGAUACCGUCAGUCGCAGCCGUAUACGGUUGCCAGGGAUGACCUGAUCCAAACCAGUGAUUCCAGUAUCAAGGACUCGAAGAAAUCUGGACCGACUCAGAACACAGCCACUAGUCCCCAGCAUGGGGAUGACCUCAGAUCGAUAGUUCGCUCGCAAAUCAAAAUCCAGCAGGUUUUGGAUCAUUCCAUAAGGGCGGGAAUAUCGCCGAUGAAUAGCAGCCCAAGAGAGGAUACGUCUCAGAACGAUGGGUUUGUGUCCACGGCUAGGGCGACCAAGGGAUCGCCAGUUCGGUAUCAUUGCGAUGCGGUUAAUAUCCGGUAUCGCUGCCAGAAACCCUCUAGCCCAGACGGUUUGCAUCACAGUACCAGUGGCUCCAGUACCAAGAACACCAAGCCCUCUCAAGUUACCGUGAUCAGUGCCAAAAGUGGCGGGGAUCUGAGGAAAAUUGUUCGCUCGCAAAUAGAGGUCCAGCAGGACUUGGAUGCUUCUAUGAGGGCGGGACUUUCAAAGAAAGGGGCAGUCCAGACUUCAGCCCAUGAAAAACAAAUUCCCCACGAAUUCGGAGCAACCUACAGGGCCGCCAACACCAAAAAUACAGGCAAAGUAAACAUGACUCAACCGCAUGUUGACAAUCCCACCCAGACUUCCUCUAGUAUUGAGCCAAUUGACUUCACUGUCAGUGCCGAUGAUAUAGUGAGCUCCAAAGUCAUAAACCCCGUGAUCCAAAGGAUACAAAGGAUGUACUUGAACACCUUGCAGGAAGAAUUGUCGAUCGUGGAUUAUAUGCAGAGGGUUCCAAAGUUGGUCAGCGAAGUCUAUAGGCGUGAGGCCGCCGAAAAAGAGUCGAAGAAUUAAGCAAAGUUUCUGAAUUAUUUUCGAUGUUUUUGUCAUAUAUAUUUUGUACAAAAUAAAUUGGAGGUUUAUCAAAAUUAUAAAA